AAGCCAAAACCUGAUUGGGAGUCUCUAUCCAAUGGCUCCCUAAAUUCUCUGCGCCACCCGCUUUUUGCUGUCUCUGCCCCAUCAAGCCCUUCACGCCGUCACCAUUUAACACCGGCCACAAUACCCGAAUGUGAUGAGUCUGAUGCAUCAACAGUGGACUCUGGUAGGUGGGUUAAUUUUCAGACAGUGGCAGCCCCAGCAGCAGUUGCUCCUCCUUCACCCACAUUCAAUCUUGUGAAACCUGUAUUUCAACAGAAUUCGCUUCAGGAUGGUGUUGAUGGACAUGGAGGGUUACCCUGGGGAGUAACUGAAAGGGGUAGGGGGUCUGAGUUUGAGUUUGAGAAUGGCAGAGUGAAGCCAUGGGAAGGUGAGAGGAUUCAUGAAAUUGGUGUGGAUGAUCUAGAGCUUACCCUUGGGAGCGGGAAAGCUCGUGGAUAAUCAACUGCUUGGAACAUGGACUGAGAAUGUCAAUGCAGGAAACUAGGAGCUUUCUUAAGUGAAUUUUGUUACGCAUUCUCAAUGGUGCUUGGUUCACUUUUCUAUCAUGUGGCAUUACUUGAACGUCUCAUAUGAUUUCUGCUGCUGGGACAUACCUGAGUUCCGACAGGCUGCGUGUUAUCCUUCUUUCAUAUGUACAGUUUCCGGUUUCAAGGUAACGAACUCGAUUGCAAGAGGAGCUCAGUUUAAUGGCAAAUUUGUUAGGAAGAAUUGCCUUUGAUGAAUCAUUGAAGGGUGAAAAAGACUUAAGCAAGUGAUUGAGGAGGUUACAUAUCUUUUCUUUCAGCCUUAUUUAUGUUUAAAAAUUUUGCUUGAAAUAUUUAAUCGGUCAUAGGAUUCUGGAUUUAGAUUCCAUAGAGACCCUUUUUCCUUGUUUAAAUUUUUAGUCUUUGAAUGGGUUCAAGAAUGCUUUAUUAUAUCCUUUGUACACUUGGAAUCACAGAACUCAAACAUUUGAAACCAUUUAAUAUAUUUACCCAUCUUUUCUAGCAGACCAA
Molecule: messenger RNA, 995 nt
Organism: Carica papaya (papaya)
Lineage: Eukaryota; Viridiplantae; Streptophyta; Magnoliopsida; Brassicales; Caricaceae
Source: RefSeq, a predicted model, not a curated record